This is a messenger RNA of Epinephelus fuscoguttatus (brown-marbled grouper), 1656 nucleotides long. RefSeq names its product sideroflexin 4 (gene sfxn4). Gene Ontology annotation, cellular component: mitochondrial inner membrane. Gene Ontology annotation, biological process: mitochondrial transmembrane transport; monoatomic ion transport. NCBI's taxonomy places the organism in Eukaryota, Metazoa, Chordata, Actinopteri, Perciformes, Serranidae. The transcript is spliced from 14 exons. The record is from RefSeq and is a predicted model, not a curated record. The coding region runs from base 276 to 1223 and encodes 315 amino acids. Gene Ontology annotation, molecular function: monoatomic ion transmembrane transporter activity.
CCAGCUGUCUGCCAAUUAAUUUCAUCAUAAAUGAAACCCAAGAUGAUCGGACUGACUUUUUUCUUUAUUCUUGGUAACAACAAUUACUGCACACUGAACACAACUUGGACAUGACAGACGUAAAACCUGAUAUUUCCGAUGUCCCCAAACGUAACACAGCCCCGCCCACAGCUGAACACGUGUUUGAAGCCGGAAGUGAUUUCUAAUUCGAAUUUGACCUCAAAAUACUCGCUGAUGAAACAUGUGUUGUUGAAGAAGUAAAUGUACUCGUUGUUAUGAUGGAUCCUAAUCUGUUGUUUUGGAAGAACCAGCGACAGGGCUUCCUCAGUCGAGUCCGGAUCUGGCUUGAUAUCCUUGAUCCAACUUUCCUGCUGUCCUCUGAUGCUGAAAUACAGAAAGCCCACGCUAGCCUUGCAAGUGGAGAGAAACUCAGUGAAAAGGACAGUCACGCUCUGACCCUCUCGCUUUCAUCUGUCCACGCUGAUUCUGGAGCUGUUCUUCCACUAGCUUUCCGCCCUCCAGCACUGGUUCCAAUAACAGCACCUGUGGUGGCGGCCACCUUUUUACCACACACCCGUGUCAAACACGCUCUGUUUUGGCAGUUUUUGCUGCAGAGUUACAACGCUGGGUUCAGCUACGCAAACAGAAAUUCUUCAUCAGAGCAGCGUAAGGCGAUGCCUUCGAAGCAGUUCCUGUUGAUGGCCGGAACAGUUUCUUGUGCAACAGUUGCAGGGGCCCUUCCUCAGGUUUUGAUUAACAGACUUAGGAUAAGAAGCGCAGGAAUCCAGACUUUUCUCAGAUCAUUCUUACCAUUCCCACUCUCAGCUGCUCUGGCCUUCUUUAAUGUGUUAACCGUCAGAAGUGAGGAGUUAGAAACUGGGAUCCAAGUGUUUGAUUUCAAUGGAAAUCCUGUCGGCCUUUCUAAAGUAGCAGGACAAAAGGCUGUGGGUGAAACUGCAUUAUCAAGAGCGCUGCUGUUUGGUGCCACUGCUCUUGUUCCGGAUAGCCUGGUUUUUCUGUUACAGAGACUAAGAGUUAUCCAGAAGACAUCUCGGCUGGUCACUCCUCUCCGUGCUGUUAGUGUUGUAGCCGUUUGGUGCUUCAUGGUCCCUGUGUCAUUUAGUCGCUUUCCACAACUGGGAAAGAUAAAGACGGAAUACAUAGAGGAGCACCUCCAGGCGGCAGCAUACGGCAACCUGUUAUACUACCAUAGAGGACUCUGAGGAGCUGUUUUAUAUAGCGGACACAAAUCAAUCAAAACAUGUGUUGCUGUGUUGAUAAAUGUCUUCUUUAACAUGAUGCAGCUGAAAAUGUACGACGCGUGUAACAGACUCAAAGAUGCAAUUUAUUUUCCUCCAGUUUUCAUGUGAAAUAUUUUGUUUAAUGCACUAAAACAAGCAAGAAGCUACUUUUGAUAGUAAAUUUAUUUAGUUGGAAUAUUAUGAGUUUUCAUAUAUAGGAAAUAUUACAUCAAUUCAUGAAAAUACAUUUAGUUUUCAAAGUUACAUGAGCAUUUCUAUGUAUUGCACUCUGCGUAUUAUCUGAAAUACUGAGGCACAAAACCAUCCUUUUGGCAAUGUGGUUAAAAUGUACUCGACUGUAAAACAACAGCGCUAACUAUACAUUCAAAUUAAAAAAAAAGAACCUCAACAGUAA